Varanus komodoensis (Komodo dragon) is the source of this 4188-nucleotide messenger RNA. It is a transcript of the gene GEMIN4, whose product is annotated as gem nuclear organelle associated protein 4. The transcript has a single exon. Gene Ontology annotation, biological process: rRNA processing; spliceosomal snRNP assembly. Gene Ontology annotation, cellular component: SMN complex. The record is from RefSeq and is a predicted model, not a curated record. Bases 825 to 4046 code for a protein of 1073 amino acids. NCBI's taxonomy places the organism in Eukaryota, Metazoa, Chordata, Lepidosauria, Squamata, Varanidae.
GCUGGAAGUCACCGGAAACUUCCGGGGCCUGCAGCUGUGUGCAUGGAGGGCUUUACCCGGAGUCACGGGGCGCAGGGAGGGUUCCUUCCGAGUAGACCUGCACGGGACCGAGCUGAAGCCUCCGGGCGCAUUGCAGCCAUGCUGUAGGCAAGCUGCCCUGUGUCAGCCUCACGUCUCCAGGCGGCAUUCUGGGUCGUGGUCACGCUCAGCUUACUUUGCAGGGUCGGGAAAGAUGACACGGAAGGUAGGACUUAUCCCCGGGUAAUUUCUCGAGCACACAGCGGUGCAGUGCAAACGCUGAGUUUUGUCAUUCUCUCCUUCACGCCUGUUUUCUUUAAGAAAUUACUGAGGAGAAGUACUUUGCCUAUGUUCAGAGGCAUUAAGGAAAAGCCUUUCAGAAUGCACUCUGCAGGGGUUUAGAAGCUGCUUGGAUAUAGGCCAUUUUUUUAAGCGACUGGCAUUCUGCAUGUGGUUAAAAGCCUUAACUCUUCUGGGGCUUGCAAAAAGAAAAAGAAGAAAAGGCGAAAGGAAGCACGGCUUCCUUCCCAAAAGAAUUUCUGUGCGGCCUCAGAAGUUCCCUGACUUUUGGAAUUCCUCAAAUGUCUUGCCUGGUUUUUCUUUUAACGAUUUGGUGGCUUGCGGGGUCUUUGUGGCGCUUUUGCCUCUUUCUGAAAGGUUCUGUAGGUGCUUCUCUGGAGGCUGAGUGUCUGGCAGGAAAAGCCGGAAGCUUGAACGGGGAGAUGGUCAGGGCCCUCUCCCUUCGGAAAGCAGCCCCCAAAUCCAAAAUGGAGCCUCUGGGCUGAACGCGGGGUAAACAUUCCUGGAUGUUCCCACCAGAAGCACCUUCCGUUGCUUUCAGCCCGGCUGUCUUUGCUUCAACAGGCCCUGUGACCAUCUGUGGAGAAGUCACCAUCUUACAUGGCGGGUUCCUUCUGGCCUCCAGGCUAUGCCACCCAAAGCCCUUGUCGGAGCUGGCCAAAUCCGACUGGUCCCUGGUGGGACAGCCCAUCCUGGAAGCCUUGCAGGAGAUCUGCUCCUCCUCUUCCUCCUACCCGCCCCAGCCCCAUGCCUGGAAGAAGAAAGCCGCCGUCAUCCUGUGGUCCAAGAUCCUUCUCUCCGAGGCCUCCUCGCCAGCGGCCAGCAUCAACCAACGGUGGAAGGAUGACGUGUUCUUUGCCUCCAGCAACAUGAUCCCAGAAGUCAACCGCACGGUCCUCUUUGAGCUGUUCAAGGAGGUGAACGCGCCCCGGCUUUUCACGCAGCUGCUCUUGGUGCUGCCAGGGCACGUCUGCCGGAGGGAGCUGCAGACCUUCGUGGACUAUGUGGCCAAAGAAACCUCUCCCGGAGACGUCUCUUUCUUCCUGGACGUCUGGUGGGAGAUGAUGAAGCAUAAGGAAGGCCAGGAAGACAGGCUGACCCUGCUCUUCCGCGCCGUCUCGCACCAGCAUUUUGUGGAAUCGGAUGAAAUGGGCCACGCGCCGAAGAGGUUCAAGAGCGAGACCUCUUCGGCGGAGUCUGCCCUGGCCACCGGCGUCCUCCCGGUCUUGAAGGAGGGGUUCAAACGGAUCAAGGAGAGCAUCGCCCCAGCCCGGCUGAAAUGCUACGCUCUGGCCAACCUGGUGGACUUGCUGUCCAUCUUGAUCGCGGCCGAGUGCGAGACAGAAUCGCUCCCUGCCCGGGUUUACUUAGACAAGAUCUCCUCGGUGGUGACUCUCUGGAGCAGCGACUGCGAGAACCGAUAUAACAGCCGGGGGCUGGAGGAGAAGGUGAGGGAAGCUGCGAGGAGCGCGAGCUUGCUCGGGGUGGCCAAGCUCUCCGACGAGGCCCUGCUGGCUGACCUCGGCUUUCUCCGAACGCUGCUGCAGGAGUGGACUCAGGAGCUCCAGGGGCUGCUGAGCGACCCUCAGCAGAUCUGCUAUGAAAGCUACCGGCUCCUCGACAGCCUGGCCUCGCUGGAGAAGAAACUGCUGAGGCUUGCCAAGUCAGAAGACUUCAGCAAAGACACGGCGCGGGUGAUGCUGGAACUGGGGGAGCUCCUUGCGGGCUUCCUGAAGAAGAUCAACCCUGGUUUGUGCCGCGUGACCUCCAGCAGGGACCUCGUGGCCUCGGUGGCCGUGGCUCUCAUCGACCACCGGAUGGACCGGCACGAGGAGAUGUGCUCCGUUUUUGCUACCGAGACGAACUGGGCGCUCACCAAAGACUGGCUGGCCUGCCUGUUGAGGAACAGGGAACUCUUCCAGGAACCGGGACUGAUCCUGAAGCUGCUGGAGACAACGGUGGCGGCCAGCCACUCGGCCGGAGCUGCCGAAAGCCAGGCGCAGCAAGCCGAGGCGGCCCGAUUCAUCCUGGACUGUUACAGGGACCUCUCUCUGGGGGACAAGAACAAGGUGAUUUCGGGUGUCCUGGCGGCUUGGGGCAGGCGGGGCCUUUCGGGGACGUUGGCCAUCUUUGCGGAAGGCUUCCAGGAGGAGCUCAACCUCGCCUUCAACCAGAUCAUCCUGAGCGCCUCUGGCGAAGGGUUCAGGAAGUCGGUCGCUUCGGUCUCCCAGCUGAUGCUGCUCAACCCCGAGGCAACCAUCAAGAAAAUAAGUAACUUGGCCGUCGCCAACCUGGGCACACAUCAGUUUUUGGCCGAAAUCCUUUGUUCCUUCCCAGCUCUGAACUUCCGCGAUUCCCCAGACACGACCCUUGGCCUCCUCCUGGGAUGCUUGAAAGAAUCCGUCUGGGACCGCCUGUCUUCUGCCAAGGAGCAGGAGCAAUUCCUGGAAUUCUUGGCUAUCCUCAUGCAGCCGAGCGGAGCAAAGCCCCUGCUGUCGCCAGCGGAGGUAACGCAACAUCUUGUCGUUCCCUUUCUCACGUCGGACUCUCCCCGGGUGGAGCUGUCCUUGCAGGUCCUUAGCAAGGCCUUGGGGGGGCCGUCCGAACGGAGCUGGGUCCACGCGUGCCACCCGUUCCCCCUCAUUUUCUCCCUCUGCAAGCUCCUAGACGGGUUUACGCACUUCUGGCAUGAGCCGCCGGGCCGGCACAAGUCCUCCCUCGAGACGAAAGAUUUGGUGGCAAACAGCCUGGCACAGCUGAGCGACGCUCUCCUGUCGCAGAAGGACUCGCUGUCUCCGGAGCUGUGGAACCAGUCCGUGGCUUGGCUGCACAAGAAGGCCAGUGGCUUGGACUGGACGGCCGGCCUCCGGCUGAGGGGCAUCUACGGAGACCACUUCAAGAAUGAGGUUCCAGCUACGCUCUUCGAGGUCUCCCAGCUCCCGAAGGACGAGUGGGCCCCCCUCCCACUCCCAAAUUACGGGGCGGGCAGUGGACUUCUGGCGUGGAUGGAGUGUUGCUGCCUCUCCGCGGCCUUGCGGGAGCAGAUGCUCACGGUCCUGGUGGUCAACGUGGACGACCCCGAAGAAGUCAACCUCUUCAGCAAGGGCUUCUUGCUGGCCCUCGUCCAGGUCCUCCCCUGGUGCAGCCAGGCGGAGUGGAAGGGGCUCACCCAGGUGAUCAAGAGCCUCCUGGAACGGGAGGUGCUCCACGUUCCCUACUCGCUCGAGUACGUCCAGCACCUGCCCCUGCUGAACUUCCGGCCUUUUGCUCACCAGCUCCAGCUCUCGGUGCUUCUGCUGAGGGCCUUCCAGCUGCUGUGCGGCUCCAGCGGCGCGGCCUGGCUGCCGGCGGAGGCCUGGAGGCAUGUGGUCCGGCUGUACAGCUGCAGCUUGUCCGACCUGCUGGGCUCCCUCAAGGGCACGGCACGCGGCCAGGGCCAGGGGGUGGGCGAGGAGGACGCGACGCGGGAGCUGUCCUUCGUGCUCGUCCAGGUGUUCUGCCACACCCUGCACGUGGCGGCCAUGCUGCCGGACGACGGCACCGGGGAGCCCCUGGUCCUGCUCUCCCUGGAGAUCCUCUCGCAGUACGAGGCGCUGUCCGAGGCCGACGAAUCCCUCGGCAGCGCCCUGCGCAAGGCCAACGAGAGGCACUUCCUGGGCUCCAUCGCGGAGAACGUCACGAACAAGGAGCUCCGCUCGGUGCUCUUGCGGAAGCUGCGGAAGCUGUGAUGCUCGGCCGGGGGCGGGCACCAGCCACCCGCUGCGUUCAGUGUGCCGGGCUGGAAUGGGUCAGUGUUCCGCCAGGAGGGGAGACAAAACCGAGACUAUCUGUGGGAAAUUUGGGAUACUAGAAUAAACCUCUAUCUCUUUC